AUAUAUUUUCAUACAAUAUUCGCAGAACAUCGCCGAUCGACUCGAGAGAUUUCUUUAACUAUCGUUUUUACCUUGGUGGAAAUAAAUACGCGAAACCCUAAUACAUUAACAUCCAUCGUGGCGCACCGACUUGAGAGGCAGGUGGUCGCUUAAUCAAUGAACCUGGUUUAUUUGCUUGGCUGGGAAUUUCUGAGAGUUUGAUUGACAAUAUUUCCAAAAAUAUAAAAGGAAUUCGAAUAAAACCUCAAUGAAUACAUUCCGUAGAGCCGCUCUUAACUUUGGGUGGAUUUCAUGAAUUGGGCUUAGUUUAUGACUUGGCCCACCUCGGCCCAGGAUAUAUUGCUUCCAUUUACAUCCGUUGUGAUUCUGAAGGUGAAGGUCAGUAUUGUCAACAUCGUCUGCGAAAAAUAGCAUAGGCUGGACUUGGUGUUCCGUCAGUGGGUAUUCAAGAAAUUGAGAGGAUUGUGUUGCCAAUUUUCAGAUUCACAAGGUCAAGGCGAGCGACAGGAAGCGUUAGAUUGAGUUAUAGGACUCAAGGAUGGCGCUAAGGUCCAUUCUUGGAUUUUCUGAUGGAGAAUUGAUGAGGUCAGAUGGAAAGCCCUGUUCUCGAUUGAUGAGGCAAACAGCUGGCAUUUGUUCUGUGGGAGGAGCAUUGGGUUUUUGGGUUCUCUGCCGUUUGCAUUAUGGUCCGAGAAUUACAACUCCUCGAAGUCUAAGAUGGGCUGCCUGUGGAGCUGUCUCGAUGAGCACAACCACUGCUUUGCUGGUUCGACUAUUUAGUCCCGAAUGUGAACCCCAAAAUAUAGCAGCUUAUGACCAAAGAAAUAGGGCAAAUAGCUGUCUUUGAUUGUGUUUUUAGAUUUAAAAGUUUUGGAAUAAUAUAUAGACAUUGAAAGUAAUGUUUAUUUUACUGUAAAAUGAUGACACUGAAAACCUUUGAAGUUGCUUUUACAGAGAGUCAUGCCAUUUUUCAAA
Messenger RNA from Andrographis paniculata, 975 nucleotides. RefSeq lists its product as uncharacterized. The record is from RefSeq and is a predicted model, not a curated record. Bases 539 to 847 code for a protein of 102 amino acids. The transcript has 5 exons. Lineage: Eukaryota; Viridiplantae; Streptophyta; Magnoliopsida; Lamiales; Acanthaceae.